This is a messenger RNA of Nezara viridula (southern green stink bug), 585 nucleotides long. Lineage: Eukaryota; Metazoa; Arthropoda; Insecta; Hemiptera; Pentatomidae. The record is from the annotation of a GenBank genome assembly.
AUGAAGACUCACCGUCGUCGAAGUAGUGAGGAGACGCGGCUGACACGGCGGCUGCCAAGCAGAGGAGGAGGAUCAGCUGCGGCCGCAUCGUGGCGAGUGCUCUGCCGCCUCCCUCGCCGCCCCCUUAAUAUAGCCCCCGCGGCGCCUGCCCAGUGUCGUCUGGGGGGCCCUCAUGAAACAACUCGUAGCUCAUCCGAACUUGGUGAAGAUGCCCUUGCGCUGGCAGCGACAGUUGGCGCCCCAGAGGUUGCAGCGGCAUGCGGUGCCCGCGCAGCAGUCGGCCGAGCUGUGGUCACAGUUUCCUCCCCGGGCUAUGCACCCUCUCCUGAAAAGAAGAGGUCGGUCUUCCCGACGGCUGCGAGGAGCGCUGUGAGUGCCAGGAGGAGCUGCAUGGCUGGGAAUGCAGUGGACCCGAGGCCCGGGGCUCUUAUAGCAGCCCCCUGCACUCCCCUGCCGCCCCCCUGCCGCCCCCCGGGGCCGAUGCAUCAGCCUAACGAGGCCCUUAGCCCCCCAUCUCCGGUUACCGCCCUAAUUAGCAGCCGCCUCUCGGGUGGUCACGUUGGCGAGGAUAUUGGAAACGUUUAG